AUGAAGAAUUGGAAAUUUUUGGUUUUCACAGUAUUCGCAAGUUUCUUCGGUGAAUGGGCGACGCUGACAAGCGGUUGUGAAUCGGAUUCUGAUUGUGGAUCUCGCUUGACAUGUUGUACCCGUGAAGGUCGCAGUUCGUUUUGCACAAAUGUUCGUACGGCUUGUUCGUCGACUUCAAGUAGUGAUGGGCAAAGUUCCUAUUUGCUAAUAGUGUUCCUUCCAGCUGGCUUCGUCGGCAUGCUUAUCGUUGGCGCAUGCAUCAUUUCAUGCGCGAGAAAGACUGGACAAAAUGUUUACAGCGGCGGGGGAUCUGCUGGGGGAUAUGGUGGUAAUGGUGGUUAUUGUGGUGAUGGUGGUGGAGGUUGUGAUGGUGGCGGAGGUUGUGGAGGUGAUGGUGGAGGUGGAGGUGGUGGGGGAGGGGACGGAGGUGGUUGCUAA
This is a messenger RNA of Dendronephthya gigantea, 438 nucleotides long. Its product is annotated as glycine-rich protein DOT1-like. The transcript has a single exon. The record is from RefSeq and is a predicted model, not a curated record. The coding region runs from base 1 to 438 and encodes 145 amino acids. Lineage: Eukaryota; Metazoa; Cnidaria; Anthozoa; Malacalcyonacea; Nephtheidae.